AUGAUCAGCAAGAUUCCGGCCUCAGCGCGAGCGCCCAUCAUUCGCAUCGCCAACGGCACAUUCUACCGGCACCACCCAAACUCUCACCCAGCACAUGCCAAUCCGGCCCUGUUCAAGAACCUCCAGUUUGAGCUGCCCUCGUCAACGCCCCAGCCGCACAAUUGGUGCAUCGUGGGGCCUUCAUUGUCCGGAAAGACGACAUUCUUACAGGUACUAAGAGGACGAUUGAUAUGUGAGCCUCCUACGGCGAGAUCGUAUCCGUAUCUGUCGUCGGAUGCUGUGCCGGCGAGGCUGAGGACGCCCAGCAAAGCUAUUCAGUAUGUCGGAUUUGACGCUGAGCAGGGGGCGGGAGGAUUGGGCGGCGCUGUCACGACGUCGGCGUAUCUGUCUGCGCGGUACGAGUCUCGCAGGGAGAUUACCGAUUUCUCGCUGAGAGACUUUUUGUUGGGUAACACGGAGCUGAACCCUGCCAAGACACCAGGUCAGGAGGGCGAAGAAGAAGGCGGGAUAUCUACUGAGCUUUUGCAGCGCGUUGUCAAGGAUCUCAGGUUGGAGCAUCUGCUUGAUCUGCCCGUGACAUUCCUCAGCAACGGCCAAGGCAGGAGGGCAAGGAUAGCCCGUGCCCUACUGACCAGGCCCGAGGUCCUGCUUCUGGAUGAGCCUUUCAUGGGCCUCGAUCCUCCUACGGUUUCUGGACUGAGUCCCCUGUUGGAAUCUCUUGCCGAAAAGGCAAACCCGCGGCUGGUGCUGAGCGCGAGGCCUCAGGACCCUCUGCCGGAAUGGAUUACGCAUUUGGUGUACCUGAGGAUGGACUGCCAGAUCGAGUCAAUGGGGCCCAAGGAGGUGGUGCUGGAUGGCUUGAAAAAGUAUGUCCACGGUGUAAGAGUGGGCGGCUUAACAGAGGAUGACAAGCUACCUGUUCACACCUUGGCUGAUAUUGGCCGAGUUCUGUCCAAGAACGCUUUGACAGCCAACUCGGCGUCAUCUCAAUCGUCAUCAUCUCACCUACAGAAGCCAAUCAAUCCCAAUGCCGAGCCCCUGGUUGAGAUGGAUGGAUGCCAGGUCCGAUACGGUGACAAGAUUGCUCUAGGAAACUGGUCACAGAAGACAUCUCAGGGUGACAAGGCUGGCCUGAUCUGGACCGUCCGACGGGGUGAGCGUUGGGGCGUGUUUGGCCCCAAUGGCUCGGGCAAGACGACCAUCGUUUCUCUGCUUGGCUCAGACCACCCGCAGACAUACUCCUUGCCCAUCAAGCUCUUUGGACGCAGCCGUCUUCCCGAACCAGGCUCGGGACAGCUGCCGCUCACGUUCUGGGACAUCCAGUCUCGCAUCGGCCACUCCAGCCCCGAAGUCCACCAGCACAUGCCGAGGAGCCACACCAUCAGGCAGGUGAUUGAGAAUGCCUGGGCAGAGACGUUUGGCGCGAAGCCAAAGCUGAAUGCCGAAGCGAGUGCGAAGGUCGAGGCGGCGCUCAGGUGGUUUGAGCCUGAGCUGAAGCCCAACAGCGCCGCUGGCAGCGAGGGCCUGAAAUGGGCUGAUGACUACAUGUUUGGCGAGAUUUCAUUUAGUGCUCAGCGCGUGGCGCUGUUCAUUCGAUCCAUGAUCAAGAGCCCUGAUAUCGUCGUCUUGGAUGAGUCGUUUAGCGGCAUGGACGAUGCUGUCCGCGAUAAAUGCACGCUGUUCCUUACGGAGGGAGAAGCAAAGACGUAUGUGGGCGAGGAGAUUGUCGAGAGCCAGCAGUCCAAGGAUGGGACUGUCAAGGUGAAGGGGCUGUCUGACCAGCAGGCGCUCAUCUGCAUUGCGCACAUCAAGGAAGAGGUGCCUGACUGCGUUAGGGAAUGGAUUUGCUUGCCGGAGGCCAAUACGGGACUGCCUGCGCGGUUUGGGAGGUUGGAUGGUGCGCUGAGAGAAGACGAGGGGAGAUGGAACGAGAUUUGGGGGUUUUAG
Messenger RNA from Trichoderma citrinoviride, 1947 nucleotides. Its product is annotated as P-loop containing nucleoside triphosphate hydrolase protein. Gene Ontology annotation, cellular component: mitochondrion. Gene Ontology annotation, molecular function: ATP hydrolysis activity; ATP binding. Bases 1 to 1947 code for a protein of 648 amino acids. The transcript has a single exon. Lineage: Eukaryota; Fungi; Ascomycota; Sordariomycetes; Hypocreales; Hypocreaceae. The record is from RefSeq and is a predicted model, not a curated record.